UGUGGCUGUCUCCGUUCACUUCUCCACAGCGAGGGCACAGGGAGAAUAAACAAUCCCCUCAGACUACACGCCACGCUCCUCAGCUCGCUUUCAGUCGCAGCGCUGAAAAAAAGCAACAACAACAACAACAAAAAACAACAACAGCAAAAAGAAAAAAAAAACGAGGCUUGUUGUCGGGAUUUAAAUUUUGAUUUUUAAAGCCUGCCUCGCUAUCUCCGUUUUCCCACCCAGAGUGUCACGGCAGAUGCGACCGUUUUCAUUGGAUUUGCCUCCUCCUGUCGAAUAAUAACGAUGCGCCUCUCCGGCUGACUGUGGGGUGGACAACGCAGGUCCCCCAUGUAAAAUCUGCAAAGCUGAAAGGCGCCACUGACAGAACCACAGCCAGGCCUUAGGACAGACAUCCCAAACAUCCACAGCCACGGAAUGUGUCAACAUCUUUGUGGUGAAAUCCCGCUGACUCGUUGCUUGCUACUCACGUAAGCCUGGAGCUGGGCCUUCUGGGAUUCUACAGUGUUUAAAGGCAUAUAACAAUGCCUGGGAGGCCCACCUGCCCCAGAUUGCCUCCAACCAUGGUAGCUGUUUCACGGCAGUGCUGACUGUUCCCAAAAGAGGGAUCACAUCCAGCCAGUGCAUCCUUUACCCUGCAGACUCACUCUGUGCAAUUGUCUGCCUUCUUUUUGGUAUUUAGGAAAUACAUGCCACUGUCAACCAGAUGACCUAGUGGACAUUUCUGUCUCAGUAGCAGUGCUGAACUAUACGAGGGGAUCCUACUAUUGAACAUGACUCAUGGGGAGGAGCCUGGCCCUGAGACACACAAGGAUUCAGCUGUUCUAACUUAUCUGGAAGGUUUACUGAUGCAUCCAGUGGUAGCCGGGCCUGGGGCCACGGCAAGCGGAAGGUCUGAGGCUGCCCACAGCAACCAGGAGCAGGGUGACAAGGUGGGCGGGCCCUUCCAACUGCCCAACCAUGGCCCUGCAGCUCCCAAGGCUGGUACCAACGGGCCCACACUAGGUUCUUCACAGCACCUAAAAAAGGCCCGCUUACUGAGGUCUGGAGCCUGGAAUGAUCCAGGGAACCAGCGGAUGAGUUCACCCCCAGUGGAGCUGAAUGGCCAAGGGGGCGGGCUGCAAAAUGGAGCACUAGAGGGAUCUCCUCAUGCUGGGGAGAGCACCCUGUUGGCUUCCCUGCUUCAGUCAUUCAGCUCGCGGCUUCAGAGUGUGGCAAUGUCUCAGCACUCAAAUAAACCCCCCAGUGAGUGUUCCUCUCCCUCUAAGGCAUCACCUGCGGACAAAGAGCCACUUCCUGUAUAUGGGUUAGCCUCAAGCCGUCUGAAGGGCCUCAUGAGGAAGAGCAAACUUCAGAAUCACAACAACACACCUUACAGUCGCCGAGGGCACAGUCAAGACAGACCCCCAGAAUCUCCCCGGUCAGCACACAGCGCCACACCUCCCUCUGCUCCUACAGCUGCUGACUCAGUGUCCUGUGCGGAACGGUUGAAGGCUGUGGCCAAUAUGGUGAAAAUUCGUUCAAGUCCAGCACCGUCACCCAAGCCCAGUGUGGCCUGCAGUCAACUGGCCCUGCUGCUGUCCAGUGAAGCCCAUCUGCAGCAGUACUCCAGAGAGCAUGCACUCAAAGCCCAGCUCUCAGGAAGAUCUGCCAGUGAGAGACUAGCCGCCAUGGCAAACCAGCAGCAUGGCCAGGACAAAAGGCCACCUAGUGUGGGAGGCACUCUAACUGGAGCCCCAGACACACUAAACACACUAAGCUCCUUAACAACCCAAAAUGGAAUGACAACAACAACUACAAUAACAACAGCACUCCCUCGAACAGCCCUAUCAAGUCCACAGAGCCCCUCUUUGCUGCAUGGCCAUAGCCAAAGCUCCCCACCAACUCCCCCACAUGCUCCAAACCACACUCACAGCCAGCCACCUAGGGAGAAGCGAGGCUUUGACUCACGUCCAACCCGACCCCCUCAGACAUGCAGCAGUUUACUGCUCCUGCUACUCAACAACCACAAUAACCAGAAGCAGCUGACCAAGAAUGGGCACCUGGAAGACAGCUGUGGUAUUCUUCCACCAAGCGGCUCCUCUUCAGUUACAUCAGACAGUGAGUGCUCCACCCAGGAGAGGAGCUUGACAAAGGACAGCAGUGAUGCAGAGAGUUCCUACUCGAGUUGCUCUCCCAUUGACCUCUCCAUGAGAAGACGGGCCAAUACACAAGAUACAGGGCCUAAAACUACCACCCCCCCUUCCACCACUACCUUCUCCUCAUCCACCACAGUGUUUUCCUCUACCCCAGCUGCAUUCUCUCCUCAAGCUUCUGCUCAACCCUCCACCACCUUUCCCUCAUCCUCUACUGUUGUUUCCACUGCUUCUUCUUCCUCUUCCUCCUCCUCUAUCUCUACAUCCUGCCUCGACAAACUAACAGAAUCUCUAAUAAAUAAGUGGAAGCCAGAGCCAUCAGGAUCAAAGGUAUCCAAAAAUAAGGAGCCUGAAAUGAGCCCAGACAUGAAAUCCCACCCUAAAGUCACACUUAUGCAGCUUCUUCUUGAGCGCAGAAAUAAUGAGAUGGUUAAUAAAAGUGUAGCUAACCAGGAUUUGCCACUUGAUAUAACUAUGGCAACCAUGUCUCAAGGCCAAGCAAAGGGCCUGAUGCCCUGGGAGGACACCAGGACAAAAAGCCCCUUAGAUAAACCUGUGGCCCCAGCCCAGCCGCUGUACUCGCUUAACCGUGACACUAGCAGCGCACUAUCCCCAUACUCUUACCCCUCCCCCCAUGUCCAGUCUAGUCCACUGGAUUUGUGUAAGUCUAAAGCCUUCCCUGCUGAGAAGACUUCAGACCCUUCCUUCAGUGCCAGUAAACUGCUACAGAAUCUGGCUCAGUGUGGCACAGCUUCUUCCUCCCCACCCAUUCCCUCCAGCAAAGGGGGGAGUCAGGAGCUUGAUGCCAGCAGGCCCCUUGCCCUGUUGGAAAGGCUCAAUGCUCCAAUCCAUAGGACCACCACCACCCCUCUCUCCGAUGGACCUUCAGGUAGUGGGACACCUUUCAGUCAGAAGGAAUCUUCUCCUCCUUCAUCACAGAUUGAGAACCUUCUAGAGAGGCGCACUGUGUUGCAGCUCCUCCUGGGAACUGGCUCAACUACUUCCACAGUCAACCGCAAAGACAAGCCCAGUGGCAGGAGGAGUGUGGAGAUGGCAGGGGGGUGCUUUGAGAAGAGCCCUGGUGCUUCUGUCGGCUGUGACAGCUCCAACGGCCCCCCUUUUGACAUAAAGGUCAAAACAGAGAUCACAGAGGAGGUGGGGCCAUCCUCAGCCAUAUCUGAGGACUCCAGCAGCAGAAAGAGAGCUAGUGGCUAUGGGAAAAAUAGUCCCCUGUCAGAUUCUCAGCAAGACUUUAAAAAAGAACCAAGGCCCGCCGAGGUCAUAGCAAAAUAUGGCCUCCUCAGCCAACUGCUUAAACAACAGACUGCUACCUAUUAUACUAGUGCUGCUAUGCAGGCUGAGUCACAGCCUCGGCCAGUUAAAGAGGAACAGAAAGAGUACCCAAGCCCCAGUCCCAAGAAGAGACGCCUCUGCUCUGAUCAGACUGAUAAUUUGAAUAACAUUAACUCUCCAAGAGCAGUGGACAGUGGCGACACAAAUACCUUUUCCUCUUCUACUGUUCUGGUAGAGUCUGGCCAGCAGAGAAUUCUGAAGGAAGAGGAGGCUCCACCCAAGAGCCCACCAAGUGAAACCCUCACCAGAGAGAGUCGGGGCUUCAAUGUGCUCAAACAGCUGCUGCUCUCUGACAACUGCCUGAAGGAACUGUCCCAGCAGUCCCGGGGGACACCCAGUCCCUCCGUCCUGCAGGCAAAUGGCAAGGCCAAUGGCAGUAUUCUUAGUCAGCCUUCCCAUAAUCACAGUUUCCUUCACCUGCCCAGCUGGCACCCCCAUGGUUCCCUCAACUCAGGGCUUGCAAGUAAUCUCAGACCACUGCCCACCCCCCCUGCAGGUGACAGCCCAGUUAGCACCCCCUGGAACCGCCAGUCAGCUCCAUGGCCAGUCACUCAAAAACGGGACCACCCUACUCUAGUCAAGCAAGAGCCUAAGAGCCCUGUGCGAUGGAGUAGUCAGGAGAAUGAGGAGGAUGAGGGUUGUGACUCAAACCUGGACUCUCCACGGCUCUCACGUUCCAACCCCAUCCUGUAUUACAUGUUGCAGAAGGGCAGUAUUCAGCUGAGGAAGGAGGUGAGGGAUCAAGCAGAGGGCACCCAGUCUGUGAUCAGAAUUAAAGAAGAGCCAAUCAGUGACGUGCAUGCCUAUGAUCACAGUCUGAGCUCCACCUCACAAUCACCGGCCCACAAUGAAAAGCACAGCCAUGAGAGCCAGGGGCUGAGCCAAUUGUCUGAAUAGAAGUUGUAUCAACUACAGAAAAAUACAAAAUGAAAUCAAAUUCAUUGACUCUUUUGCUUUUCCUUUUUUAAUGACUUGCCAAAUUGGUUUAAUGAAACAAACAACAAAGAUUGAAAAUUUGUUUGUUUGUUUGUUUGUUUGUUUUUGUGGAAUAGAGCAAGUUCAAAUUCAAAUGUAUACUUGCGUUGGUUUCUCAAUUUUAAAUAGUGAGGUCAUGCAAUGGUACAAAACAGGUCUAGCUUAACAAAAUUGAAAGAGCCAAAACUACACAUCUGUCACAAAUUUGACCUUUCCCAUUAUCAUCAUUACUAUCAAGCGCUACAUAUUUCAUUUUGUGAAUUAUGAAGUCCUCCUUUACAGUUGGUCUUGGUUUACACUUAUUAUUUUUAUCUAAAUUGUACACCUACCACUAUUCCAUGUCCUCUUUGUUGCCUUCCAUAAAACAUUUAGCAAGAACAUUUCUGGCAACCUUUAUUAUUGAUGACUCCAAAAAUGUUACCGCUGAGUUCGGUGGACAUUUAUUUAUUUUUCCAUCAGAACAUUUUCAGAUAGACAAAGUCCCAUCAAUUUUAGAUAAGAUUCCAAAUACAGUCAUUCUAGGGCAGGCACGGUGGUCUAUUACAACAAUGUACAUGAUAAAUUCAUUCAGAAGAGGACUUUGAAAAUAAUAUUUACACUGCAAUAGCUUCAGUGAGGAUCCUACCACGAUGAAUGCUUUGUCUUGCUUUUUCUCAAGAUUUACAGUGUGGUAUGAUUACCAAAGGAAUAUAUCAGUGGGGGUUUGAAUGGUCACAACUCAUUCGAUUAUGCUUUUUUUUAAAUGAACUGUUAAGGACAAUAUUCGACAGUGCAAGCUCGUGGUGAUGUGUUUGCAGAUUGUGCAGGUUUGAGCAGAUGGGUCAACAGAGCAUGUGUGGUGGUGAUUACAGUUGAGCAACUGUGUGCAAACAGGUUUCUAGAGCAACAGUUAAAAGGCUGUAGUGUCUGAAAAACCUAUCUUACUCAUCCUGGGUAAACCCGCACCACUUUUCUUCAUACAGACAAAAACUUUAGAAUGUGAAGCACAUGGCCUUUUCUUUUCUUUUUAUAUAAAGGAGCACCCAGAGUUUGCACUAUCGAAACUAAGUCCUUGGUGUCCUUUUCAGAAUAAUUUAAUGGCAUGUAAUAAAAAAAUGUCAGUAUUGUUAUCUGUUGAGAAUUUGACAAGUUUGUGGGUUUUUUUCAGCAUUUCUUAACUGUUGUGGUUUAUGAGCAUCUUUUAUUUUUUGUGGCAGUCUCUUAACUCAAAACAUCAAAAGAAUUGCAUGAUAAUUAAGAGAAGACCACGGGUACAUCUUUGUUUUCAAAGCAGCUGGAUAUGUGCACCCGCACCCCUAUAAUCACCAAGAUAUUUUGGUGUCUUGAGGGAUAUUUGGUGUCUAGCUCCUUAUUUUGAUUGUACUGUAUUCUUUUCCGUUGAUUUCACAUACUGCUUUAUCCAUUUAGUCUUGUGAUCUUUUUAAUACAUAUACCUAUGAAGUAUGUCUCUUCGAUUAAUACAUUUUCACAAUGGUUAAAUAUAUUUGUGUAAAUAGUACUUUCAGUAUGAAAGAUGACUAUUUUGUAAUGUUUAAGAAAAGAUAUUACCCUAGUUUUUAAUGCCCUGAUAUGUAAAUAUGAAUUAUAUGCGUACAAGUGUACAUACAAAGGCAGAGGAUGCUAUUCCCAUCUUUUGGUUGGUUUGUUCUUUGCAUGUGUCUAUAUGUGGUAAAUGAUAAUCUAUCCUGCGCUGUGUUGUGUAAUAAUGUCUGACUCUCCUCACUGCUGCCUGUUGCAUGCAGACGCAUGGGAACUACCUGUGUAUCCCUACUGGUGAUGGGGGAAAAAUGUCAAGUCUUAAAAUAGGUCUUUUUUAUCACAGAAAGAGGUUCAUUUAGAAUAUGGACAGUCCCUAAAUAACCACAGACUGUUGAGCAAGUUGAUUAAAAUGUGUGAAAAAUAAACGUGCAUUGAAUAUUUUUGUGAUUUCCUUUUCUGUUACUGGUUAACAAAGCUCUGUGAAAGAGCUCGGGGCUAUAGUGGGGGAUUGACGUACAAUCAUACAUCUGCAUUGUGCAUCGAAGAAAAUACAUUUGUAGCAGCAAAUAUUAAAAAAGGUGUUUCAUUUUUUUUUCAUGUGAAGACCUGAAACAUUAUUUCAUUUUUUUAUGUUUUCAUUUUUGGUGUUCAUUUGCACUGAUAUCUCAGAAAUAAAGUACUAAAAUGCAUGACCUAGUAUGAAUGUGUUCCUCUUUUUCUAGCUUGCAAUUCAGACGUGUGUCUUUCUUGUGUGCAAGUAUAUCAGAUGUCACAUUAUCUUGAAGAAGCUCUAGUCUUUCAGGUGCCACCACAAAACACAUUUGUAUUUCUCUAAAUGAUUUUAAACAGUACUUGUGUUUAAUUAUUUACUUGUUCAGCUGCCACGUACAGCCUACUUACAAGUUAUCAUAGAACAUAUUAGCUUGAUCCAAAUAACCAAAAGGGAAACUGUUGCAUUCCAUACAUCCCAAUAUCUGGGUUGCCUCAAAUAUGGUUUAUCAUUAUUAUUA
Messenger RNA from Scatophagus argus, 6958 nucleotides. RefSeq names its product nuclear receptor interacting protein 1b (gene nrip1b). Gene Ontology annotation, cellular component: nucleus. Gene Ontology annotation, molecular function: transcription coregulator activity; signaling receptor binding. NCBI's taxonomy places the organism in Eukaryota, Metazoa, Chordata, Actinopteri, Scatophagidae. The record is from RefSeq and is a predicted model, not a curated record. Gene Ontology annotation, biological process: regulation of transcription by RNA polymerase II. The transcript has 2 exons. Bases 780 to 4391 code for a protein of 1203 amino acids.